AUAUGACACCUAUAUUGUAAAGAAUUUAGAUCUUUUAGAUCUAGAUGAAUCAAACCAUGGGGAAUAAACCAUUAGAUUGUAAUGAUUCAAACAUAGGCGUAGGAGUAAGUCAACUUGAUGACUCUAAAUCUGCUGUACAUGAUCCGACCAAACAAAAUCUAAAAAAGUUGCUCAAAAUAAUGAGUCUGCUCAACUGUUUUUAUCUAUGAAGCAUAACCUCAGUCGCAUGUUCAUAGCACUAUAUAAAAAUAUGAUGCUGUACUGCUCUAGGGGUAUGGGAGGGUUGCAACUGCCAUCAGGAAAAAUUUCUUGCAUUGUAGGCUCCAUUCAAGCAGUACUUUCUCAAUAGAGAAAUAACAAGAUCAAUAUAAUUUGGAAUUGCUUACCACAGGAAAUAAAAUCUGCAGAAAACCUGAUCCAAUUCAAAAGAUUAAUUAAAAACUGGGAUGGGUCCACCUGUACAUUACAAACAAUAUUAAGUCCCACUACAGCAAUCCACUACACCAAUGAAUUCAAAUAAACCCAUAUUAUUCUAGUUUUUGCUCUGUUCUGCUUACAGGUUGUUCUGGUUUAUUUUUUCAGAUAAAUGACUCGACAGCCUGCAGUCAAUAUUUUUUGUUGAAAUGAUCAACCAGAAAAAGCAAUGUAAAUAUUAACCUUGCUUUUCCUGCUUUGGUGGUUUUUGAUCUGAAACUUCAUCUGUACCGCAAAGUCGUUCUUUGUCUUUUGUAGCAUUUGGCAUUUCAACAACUAGAUAUGUAGUGAAAAUAUUAAUGGAGAAUACCACUAAUCCAAUUAGAUUCUAAUGUACAAAGUAAAAUUAAAAAUGGAAAAAUUAAAUUCUUUAAGUCUAGUAGCUUUGCUACCAUUAUAAGCUCAACUGUUUUUUUAAUAAUCCUCCAAGCAUGGUGGGGGAUUUUAAUGUUUAAAGGCAAAGGCUGACACUUGAUAUUACACACUCAAAAACAAUUAGAAGUGGAAUAUUCAUAGAAAUUUCAAGUGAGACUCUGAUGGAUUACCAAAUGACAAGUAAGGCAAUGAUAAAAACUGGAGAUUCCCAGCAAAACUGGGUGACUUUGAUGGUAACCAGUUCAGUUAAUAAACUUAUAUCCCAUACUGCCUAUAAAUAAACCCAUAAAAUAAAGGGCACAACAAACUUUGCUACUCUUACAUCCUCUUCAAACAUUUAAUUUUUCCUGUUUACUUUUAACAUAGUUGCAGGUCUAUCAUCCAAAGCCCCAUUUGUUAGGUCCCGAUGCUUACCAUUUUCUUAUUAGCCUCUUGAACAUUUUUACAUACUCUACGAAUUGUUAUUUUACGAACUGAUCUAUACCUGGUUCCUUCAUUUCAGGGGCUAACUCAUCUUCCUUUUUACUCUUCAUAUUAUCUGUAAAAACAAUCAUUCAAUUAGCUAAAUAAUACGAAAAUCAAAGAAUAGUUUGAAUAAAAUCCAUACAAUUUUUAUGUAAAGUUUGCCCCAAAUACAACUGCUUGUUAUAGAGUUUCGAAGCAUGACGUCAUUAGAAUAUGUUUUUAGAAUCACUAAAAUCCCCCUUUGUAUAAACCGGUUUUACUUGUUUGACUUGUUUUUUCUUACAUAUAGUUGUUCUACUUCUUUUUCAAAUGUUGUUUUUGUUCUGGUUAUCUGUAAACAAGCUUUGAAAUUCUCAAGUUACAAGGGGAUGUGUGCUGACAUGUACACUCGUGUAUUCAGAAAGGUUCUGAAUAUCUUUGCUUUCAAAACUCUUUGUUCAGCCACACAGUUUUUGCCUGAAACUGAUGUCAUGGUCAGUCUAAAAACAAAGUGGAUAUAUUCAUGAUGGCCCUUGAAUACCUUGUGGGCUACUUGUGGGCCUUUGGACUCAUUGGAAAAUAAAAUGGAUCAAGAAGACUUUACACUAGCUGUGAAAACAAUUUAAAAUUUAUAGGUUGAGUUCGACGAACAAUGAAGACACUACUUUAUCUCACGAUACUAGUCGUAGCUUUCAGUUCCCAAGUAUUAGCUAACGAGGUUGAAGACUACGAUGAAGAUUCUAAAGACCUGAGAAACGCAGAUGACAUUGAGGAUGAAAUGGACGAAGAAAGCAUGAUAAUGGAUGCCAUUCCUGGUCGAAGGCGAAGAAGGGAUGCCAGAAGACGAGCAUCGAAGCAGAAAUGCAGCGGAUAUAAAUGCCAUAGAUGCAGCUGGUGCAAGCGUUUGAGAAACCCUGGUAGAUGCAAGAACUUGAGAAGAAUGAAAUGCAACAAUUGCAUUUGCUAAAAUGAAAAGAGCAAUAUAAGCGAAAGCUUUGCUAUUUACUACAUUCCACUUGGUCAAGCACUCAAGAUGAUAUAACUUACUGGUUGAUGUAACUUUACGCUUAUUGAUUCUUUUCACCGCAAAAUAGUUUUGUUUUUAAAAUGUUACUUGAAUGUUAUUCAUGCUUGCUUGAAAGAUUUGCAAAAUAUACAUGCAUUUUGAGGAAGCUUGAAUUUAAAUCUUCACUGUGGAAUUCUCCUUGUUAUUUUCAAUUUUUAUAUGCAUAUUUGAAUCAGGGGCGUUGCGACCGGGGGGAGGGGGUUUGCAGGGUGUCGCUUUAGGUUAUUCAGAAACCUUCAGAUCUUAAAAUCAAUAAAGGAUCAAGGAAAGGUAGUUGCUCCGUUGGUUAAAUAUGACAUUCCUUGAUAUGAAUGACUAUAAACAAACUAAGUUAAUGAUAUGAGAUUUCUUGUUUGAACUAAAUCCGAAAAUCCAGGCCCUCUUUUGUAAAAUUGUGCCUUGUGUCCAUUUCCCCUAAAGUUUCGGUAGAAGCGUCAACUGCAAUUCACGAUGAGCUCCAGAUCUUUUUCAACAUUCAAAAGGAUUGCUAGUAUGGAAAGAGGGAUCUCAAUUGACAACCAGUGGUGCUUUUUACCAGGGGCUGACUGGCUCCAAAUUUAGGGCCCGGGCAAAUUCGUCGAGAAAGGGGCCCCGAAUUUCAGAUUAAGUUUUACGGGUAUCUUUUGUGGCAACAUUUUUAAGGCUGGCCUAAAAGGCUGUUGGAAUAUUGCUUUUAGUUUUCCUUAAUUUACACCACAUAACUUAAGAAACGCCAGAUUCAUCACAGUGGAGCCACAUUAAAAACGAAAUGGAUUUAAUACCGUAUCAUACAAAUGUAGCCAAAUAUGGGACUCAGUUCCAAACGAAAUAAAAUACUCAACAACUUUACAAAUAUUCAUGAAAAAUCUCAGAAUCUUCAUCGUUCAAUUGUACUUGUGAUCUUUGCAAGGAACUCUAAAUAAAUAAAGAAAGAAAAAACCAGGGAUGUAGGCAUUGGCGUAAAAGAUAAACAUGGGGGUUCUACAAUCCAUUAUUUGGGUAUUGUGAUGUAGGCUAAGAGGAAAGAGAAAAUCAUGCCAUUGUUGGGGAAAAGUUAUCGUUUUCUAGCUAAAUGACUUUUAAAUGGGAGAAGAAUGUAGUAAAGAAGAUUUAACGGCAAGUUGUGAUCGAGAAUUUAUUUUUUCUAUAGUUUAUGAAUUUCUAGGGUAAAAUCUGGCUGCAUUACGCGUCGCUGUAGUGUUUCUACCACUAAACUUUUGAUUGGUGGAUGGCUAAACCCCUAAAAAAUAAAAGUCUGCAAUGAAAUAGUAUCAUCCAACACAGCAAAUCAUGGGCCUAAUGGAAUGUCUCAGUUAUUCAAGUAAAUCUUGAUAUGUAAUUUCCCAGUCAAAGCACAUUGGGGGUUGAUAGUUUUUCCGAUCAUUAGUUGAGCAGCCAGGUUAAUUGAUUGGUUGAGCAGCAGUCAAUAUGGAAACAUCAGUAGAAUAGGCAGGGCUGGCGUGUUUAGAUUGCUCCGGGGUUUACUAGAGGUCAUCACCAUGGUUAGGAAUUUUGGCCGAAUUCAAGAAAAAGUUUGGAAAUAUGACAUUAUAGGGAUUUGGCAGAAAAGGCAUCUAAAAUAUUUACAACUAAACAUCAAUCUUGACUAAAGGAGGAUCCUAGGCAAUGCCUGUUAGGUUUCUUUCAAAAAAACCCCCAUGGUUCAAAGAGGUUUGAUUUUGACAUAACAAUGGGAAGGAAGUUGGAGUUGGUUUUAUAAUAAACUUUAAGCGUUUAACAAUGCAUGACUACGAAGAACAACAUUCUAACAACGAGGAAUGAGUUAGAAAAGGUGCAAGCAAUGCAAAUGUGGAGAGUCAGAAUCAAAGCAGCUGACUCUAGUAUAAUCGGAUCUGAAACAAAACAAAACUGAAGAAAAAUAGAAGGAAUUGGAAAAAGGUUUGAAGUACAACAAAAAGAAGCAAUGUCUUAAAAAUGUUCUGCGAAGAUUCCCUUCUCAAAUGAGCAUGUAGAAAAGGCUACAGCUUUAGCUUUCUCUUCCUUGCACCCUUAUUUGUGGCUAAAGAUGACAGUUUUUGACCAGUGAAAUGUGUUCGCGUAAAACCAAUCUCCUUAAACUUUUCAAGUAAUUCUAUGAAAUGACGUCCCUGAUGAUAAUUCGUUCACAACUACUGACAAACCAAGAUCAUAAUCUCAACUUAUAGCGACAAGCGCAACAUUUCCGACACACAUAACUUUAAGCAAAUUUCUAAAUGAAACAAUGAAAAACCCUGUAUAAUCUGUAGAAGACAGUAACUAAAUAUUCUCAGUAAGAUAUCUUCAAAAGUAGAGAGUCAUUCUAUUCUUUGUUUAGAUGUCAAACUAUGUCUACAUUUCUUUGAGUAUAAAGCUUGUAAUGCAUCUUAGUCUUCCAGUUGCAUCUCGUCUCCUUUUCUUGUUCAGUUUACAAUGGCAGACAUGUGAUGGAGCAAAAUUUUUGUGCCAGCUUUCUAUGCGUUACACGAUUCUUGUCUGACCGAAGAACAAACAAGGAGAGGGGCUGAGCCAUCUGCUGUUUUGAUGUUUAUUCUCAAAUCUAUCUGGUUGGCAAUAAAGUAAUCUACCUUUCGAGGAAUUUAGUCAAAAAUCUGUCAUAUCCUUGCAAACAUUGAAACUGACGGCCCUAAGAGAAUUUUUUGCGAUUUUGGAACUCCCAUUAAGUACCGUCUUAUUGCAUUAGGAAGAGCGAGCCCUGAGCCCAGAAUACUGUGUGCUUACGUGGGGCCCCAAAUUUUGGAAAAUGUCUUUUUCAGUACUUAGAUACCUCAGAGUGAUAUUUUUAUUUAUUCUGUAUCUACUUAUCUCGAGAGAGUCUAGUUGUAAUGGCAAGAGAAGAGGGCCCCUACCAUACAAUACAAAGCGAAUUAAGAGUAAAAUGAAGAAAAAUUGCAAUAAUUGUGGGAGGGCCCACCGGGCGAUCACCCGGUAGCCCAACCUGC
Molecule: messenger RNA, 5277 nt
Organism: Rhopilema esculentum
Lineage: Eukaryota; Metazoa; Cnidaria; Scyphozoa; Rhizostomeae; Rhizostomatidae
Source: RefSeq, a predicted model, not a curated record